AUGAUAUACUUUAUUUUAUUUAUAUUUGCUUUAUACCUUUUAUUAUCUUUUGUUAAUAAGAAUUUAAUUAAAAAGAAUGGAUUGAAUGGACCAUUGGCAUUACCAUUAUUGGGUAAUUUACAUAAUCUUGGAGAUUUGCCACAUAUAGGGUUACAAAGAUUGGCUCAAAAGUAUGGAAAUGUUUAUAGAAUUUGGAUGGGUGAUUACUUUUCAAUUGUUGUUAGUGAUCCAAAACUACUUCGAGAAGUAUGGGUUAAAAACAACUCCAACUUUAUCAAUCGUCCAAAGACUCCAACAUUCAAUAUCAUCUCUAAAAACUUUACAAACUUGGCUGCCUCUGAUGAAGAAACAUGGUCUAUUGUCCGUCCAAUUGUAUCUGGUCAUUUUACUAAAACAAAAUUAAAGAAAUCUUCUACCAAUCAUUUAGUAACCGAACAAACAAAUCAAUUAAUUCAAAAAAUUCAAGAGUUUUCAAAGUCUGGUGAAAUCUUUAUGCCAAGAUCAUAUUGUAAAAAGUAUUCAAUGAAUAUUAUAUUUAAUAUUUUGUUUAAUAUGCAAAUUCCAUAUGACGAGAGUACAGGCGAAGGAACACUUGGUAGAUUAAUUGUACCAAUUGAAAAAAUAUUUAAAAGAUUGGCAUCUGCAAACCCAGUGGAUUUUGUUGAUCUCUUGGUACCCUUUUAUUUUGCCUAUGUCUCUUUAUUUGGUACCGAGGUUGAUGAAUUGGUUAAAUUCACUGAAGUUAUUUAUCAAGAUCAUUUAGAUAAAUUAGAUCCUCAAAAUCCAAAAGAUUUAUUAGAUACAUUAUUAGUUGACUUGUCAACAAAACAAAAAUAUAAAUCACAAAUUUGUAUUAUUUGCAUUGACUUUAUCUUGGCUGGAACGGAUACAUCAGCCUCGUCGAUUGAAUGGUUUAUGUUAUUUAUGGCCAACAAUCCAACUAUUCAACAAAAGGUAUUCAAUGAAUUGGAAUCUGUUAUUGGUCAAGGAAACAAAGUUGUUGGUAUUGACCAUCAAAUGCAAACUCCAUACCUCAAUGCUGUCAUCAAGGAAGUACUUCGUAUCAAGCCAAUUGCUCCCAUGGGAUUACCUCGAAUUGCAAAAGAAUCAAUUCAAAUUGAUGAUUUAUUUAUUCCAAAAGGUACACAAUUAAUUCAAAAUAUUUAUUCAUUACAUCAUGAUGAAAGUUAUUGGGGUAAUCCAUCAACGUUUAUGCCAGAGAGAUUCUUGGAUCAGAAUCAUACAGAAUAUUAUAUUCCAUUUUCACUUGGUGCUCGUAAUUGUGUUGGAAAGGAUCUUGCAAAUACAUCAAUAUUUUCAGCAUGUGCCAACCUAAUAUCAAACUUUAAAUUCUCAAGCUCCAAUGGUCAACCUAUUGAUGAUACCGAUGUAUUUGGUCUUACCAUUCAUCCAAAAUUAUUUGGUUUAAAAGUUGAACAAAGAUAA
Molecule: messenger RNA, 1446 nt
Organism: Cavenderia fasciculata
Lineage: Eukaryota; Evosea; Eumycetozoa; Acytosteliales; Cavenderiaceae
Gene: CYP520B1
Product: cytochrome P450 family protein
Exons: 5
Coding region: 1-1446 (481 amino acids)
Molecular function (GO): monooxygenase activity; oxidoreductase activity, acting on paired donors, with incorporation or reduction of molecular oxygen; iron ion binding
Source: RefSeq, a predicted model, not a curated record